Messenger RNA from Odobenus rosmarus divergens (Pacific walrus), 528 nucleotides. Its product is annotated as minor allergen Can f 2-like. Lineage: Eukaryota; Metazoa; Chordata; Mammalia; Carnivora; Odobenidae. The record is from RefSeq and is a predicted model, not a curated record.
AUGCAGCUCCUACUGCUGACCGUAGGCCUGGCACCGGUCUGUGGCCUCCCUCAGGAGGACAGCUAGGCGGAGCCCCAGGAGAGGCUGCAGGAGCUGUCUGGAAUCUGGCACCCCGCCGCCCUGGCCUCCAACAACUCGGCUCUGAUCAGGCCCGGCGGGCACUUCAUCAACACCAUUAGCGCGAAGGAUGGCAACCCGCAUGGGGAGACCCUCAUUCCGCAGGAAGGCCGGUGUGAGAAAGUCUCCCUCACAGCGUUCAAGACUGACAACAACAAAUUCAGCCUGGAGAUUUGGGGACACAGUGAUUUCUACCUGGAGGAGGUACAGCCCAAGACCUACCUGAUUCUCUACAUGAUCAACCAGUACAAUGAUGUGACCAGCCUGGUAGCCAACCUGAUGGUCCGGGACCCCAGCACACAGAAGGACUUCCUGCAGGCAUUCGAGUCCAUCUGUGAAGACCUCGGCCUGCUCAAGGAGCAGACUGUGGCUCUGGACACUGACGAUCACUGCCAGAGUUUCAGAGACUAG